UAAAAUCAUCCUCAAGCUGGCUUCACCCUGACUAUUCGUUACUUUCACAUGUUACGCAUGUCACCACCUCUCCAGAUGAAAUCCGGCUCCAUCUCAAAGCACCGAUAUUCAAGGCCACAUACGUUGGCGAUGUGAAAAGCAGCAUUAAACGAGCCCUCAGGGCAUGUCUGAUGUUAGCUUCAAAAAGGUCAAAUAUUACGGUUGUGAACAAGAAUUUUGAUGUCAAGUGGGAAAUCAUGGGCUAUCAUGCAGACGAGGACAAGAACAACGAAGAAAAGUCGACUCUUCGUGCCUGCUUCGACGUUCAGGAAGAGGAGGAUGCAGCCCGAGACAUUUACCUUGUGGCGAUUACUGAAAAGAGUGGAACGGAGGGUUUGGUUUUGACCAAAAGAGAUGAUGGCAUGUAUUCGCGUCUUGGAGCAUUUCAUGCUAUGGGAGCUGUGAGGAAGAUAUUCCAGGACAGGGAAAAGAGUGAAGUCAUCUUGGUAUAG
Molecule: messenger RNA, 491 nt
Organism: Fusarium graminearum PH-1
Lineage: Eukaryota; Fungi; Ascomycota; Sordariomycetes; Hypocreales; Nectriaceae
Exons: 1
Coding region: 237-491 (84 amino acids)
Source: RefSeq, a predicted model, not a curated record